CCGCCGCGCUCUCUCCCUGCAGAUAGCCCGCUGCCAGUGACGCUCCUGGGCUCGCCAUGGUGACCCCUGCAGCCCGCUGGUGCUCCGUGGUGCUCACCCUGCUCUUCGUCCUGCACCAAGGGAAGGGCCAUCUGCCUCAGGGAUCCGCGCCUGCCGCGGGAGUCCAAAGCAACCACUUGCGCCUCAAGAGAUGUUCCUGCAACAGCUGGUCGGACAAGGAGUGUGUCUACUUUUGCCACUUGGACAUCAUCUGGGUGAACACGCCAGGACAGACCACUCCUUAUGGCCUGGGAAAUCCGCCAAGGCGCCGCCGCCGAGCCCUGAGCAGGUGUGAGUGUGCCAGCUCCAGAGACCGCAUCUGUGCCACCUUCUGUCACCUUCCCCAACCAAGGUACCCGACUAAGCCAAAGAUGCCCUCCCACAGCGAGCCUUCAGCAACCUCUCCUCUCCAGAACACAAGGGUGGAUGCUGGCAGUCGGCUCCUAAGGGCACUAAGGGACAUUGCCAAAUCCCGGGCCCACUUGACCAGGUGGCAGAACACAUCUCCUGGAGGCUCCAGACCCAAUCUGCUGUCUCAGAGGAGGAAGAGAUAAAAACAGAAGAGAACCACAUUGGCCUGAAGAACCCCAGACUCCCAAGGGCUUCCAAGCCUCUGGCCCAGUUAGAUACACAUAGGAAGGAAGUUGGAGAAGCAGCGUGUGGGCAGCUGAGAGAACAGAGCCAGCCAUCAAGGGUGGAGAUGGUACUGGAUGCUGGACACCCUGGCUCCCCACCUCCAACAUGCUGCUGCUGCUGCUGCUGCUGGGACCAGCAGGGUCUCAUGAGGACCCUACAACAUCUCACUCCUCCUGGGCAAUGCUUAGAGGGUCCAGGGUAGAUUGUGCCAACUCAUGGGGUCCACUUAGACACUGACCUGGAACCCCAAAGUCAGCCCACCCCAGGCCCAGCCUGCAACAGGAAGGCCUACCCUGGAGUGCUGUUUCUCCUCCUUGCUCUUCUUCCAACGUUGCUCAUCACCCAGGACGCUUUUCUGCCAUGUUCCUUCUCCAGCCCUUUCAGGGGACCAUGUGAUAUAGUGGAAAAAGCACUAAUGUGGAGUCAGACGACCCUGGGUUUGAAUCCUGCCUCUGUUGCCUGCCGUGUGACUUUGGGGCAAGUCAUCUUCCCUCCAUGGGCUCCCGUUUCUUCUUUGGAAACAUCGAUGGGGGAGGGGGGUUGGACCAGAUAACUACUAAGGUCGCUUUCAGCCCCAAAUCUUCUAUCCUAUAAAGUCCCUACUGUGUCCAAGGCCUUCUGUGCCAGGCUGCACAGUGGGAGACACAGUGUGUGAGACUGACCAGCAGGAGUGUACUGGCCUCUCUGGUCUAGUGUGUGUGUGU
Molecule: messenger RNA, 1379 nt
Organism: Dromiciops gliroides (monito del monte)
Lineage: Eukaryota; Metazoa; Chordata; Mammalia; Microbiotheria; Microbiotheriidae
Gene: EDN2
Product: endothelin 2
Exons: 5
Coding region: 57-593 (178 amino acids)
Biological process (GO): vein smooth muscle contraction; intracellular calcium ion homeostasis; regulation of vasoconstriction
Cellular component (GO): extracellular region
Molecular function (GO): hormone activity; endothelin B receptor binding
Source: RefSeq, a predicted model, not a curated record